Messenger RNA from Centropristis striata (black sea bass), 1290 nucleotides. RefSeq names its product granzyme-like protein 1. Lineage: Eukaryota; Metazoa; Chordata; Actinopteri; Perciformes; Serranidae. The coding region runs from base 31 to 786 and encodes 251 amino acids. Gene Ontology annotation, molecular function: serine-type endopeptidase activity. The transcript has 5 exons. The record is from RefSeq and is a predicted model, not a curated record. Gene Ontology annotation, biological process: proteolysis.
GAUGUGAGACAGCUGUACCGUAAUCUCACAAUGUCUAUUCAAUGUGAACUUGUUAUUCUGAUACUCGUGCUGACUCUCAAUGGCCAAGUUCAUACAGGGGAAAUCAUUGGAGGUCAUGAGACUACAUCACACAGCCGCCCAUACAUGGUGCUUUUGGAGAAGCACUUAGAGGAUAAUAAAACAGCACACUGUGGUGGCUUUCUUCUGAAUGAGGAUUUUGUGAUGACUGCAGCCCACUGCAAGGCCAAGUCCUACAACGUCAUAUUGGGAGCUCACAAUGUCCACAAUGAGGAUAAAAAGGUAGAACAGCGUAAAUCUGUGGAAAUAUCCAUCCCACAUGAAGAGUAUAAUGCAAGUGAUUACCAUUACAAAAACGACAUAAUGCUUCUUAAGUUGAGCUCCAAGGCAAAUUACAGCGAAUAUGUGAAACCCAUCACUCUCGCAGACCAAGCUGAUGGCUCUCUGCCAAAAAUAUGUCACGUCUCCGGCUGGGGAAGAACAGACAAGAACUCAAUUUACAUGUCUCCUAAACUCAUGGAAGUCAAGGUGACACUUGUUGAGCAGUGUGAAGGGGAGCACUUAUACUGCAAUCAGGGAGACAAAGGGCCGGCUCAGGGAGAUUCUGGUGGUCCACUGGUCUGUGAAGAUGGAAAGGCGUACGGCGUGGUGUCCGCAAGCUAUCCAAACGCUGAUGGCCAGGAAACAUACACUUAUUCUAAGAUUCCUUACUACAGAAACUGGAUCGAUUCGAAAAUGAAGGAGCAUGGAACACACUUACACAUGUAACAAUUGAUAUAAUGACAACAUUUUAAUUUACUGCUUCUAGUAUAUUGGACAGCUAAUGUGACAUGCUAAUAUUACAUUUGAUUCCAUAGCAAUGAGACUAUCAGACCAAAGUCUAGACUGACAUGAUAUGUUGUUUAGUGAUUUGGUUCAUUUAGGUGACAUGUUUUGGCUUAUCACAGUAUUUGGUUUUUCUGUUAGAGGGGGCUACUUGACAACUAUAGUCCAGUUUUUGUGAAUAAACUUUACGUUUUUUUUACCAAAUCAAAACCAAACAGGUAGUUUUUUUUAUCAAGACUAGACUUUAACAAACUCAUCAUAGCACAAAUUUGGACUCAACGCUGCUUAACAGAUGCCUGUUGAUUUAUAUAAGAUGCUGUGUCAUCCUGCUCUAAAAACACCAUUAUAUACAUUUAAUAUUUUUUGCUGUGAUUUAAAAAAAGAGAACACAGGAUCAUCCAAGUUUGUUUUGUACCAUCUUUUUAAACAAUAAACUGAUGCUCUCUA